AUGGCUUCAGCCAGUAGGAAAAGAAGUUGGAAAAAUGCCAAUGUACAGGCUGGUGAUUACUGGAAAAAGAGCAAGCGAAUGGCCGCUUUGGAACCGAACCAUCCUUCUGUCAGUUCCUAUAUGUACUUUGGUGUCAAUACAAUAUUUCGCCAAGUAUGGCAGGAGAUACUGCAGACCAAUUUAACAUUCGAUAAUAUGAAAUCCAUCGCCCGAAAACAUCUCCAUUAUUUAGCUACUGCAAUCUUGCAUUGUCUACUUGCACACCGUUUAACUUUGGCCAAAGAUAUGAUUAGUGUAUUAUGCAAAAAAUUCGACACGGUUCCUGAAUUAGUGUGGAAGACAGGAAUGGAAGUCUUGGAUGAUAAUAAUCCUUAUUAUGCAAUGCGCUGUACAAGAUUUCAUAAAGCCGUUGGUGACCUUCUUCAGUACUACUUUGUAAGAUUUGGACACAACUUCGCGUUUACAUAUAAUGAUGAGGUAGAUAAUUCAGAUUCAGAUGAAACUAGGGAUUUAACCCACGAAGCUAGAAUUGCUAUCGACCAUUUAAAAGGUUUGGUCGAGACCGAAGGUGUAUGGGAUGUGCAUAUUGCGAUCUGCGCGGAGCUUUUAGCAUACUUUAAUGACAAAAAAUCUGCUAAGAAGUUACUAAAGAAAUAUCUUCAAUGUCAACCAACUAAUACUAAUGCCUACAGAUAUUUGUAUUACUUUCGAAAACGAUAUUACCCCAAAGAAGUCGUUAAAAUUAGAAAAGUUCUCGCCGAAUUAGCUAAAUUUAACCCCUGCGAUAUCAUGUGCUUGGAUAUUAUCAAUUAUUCUAAUUUUAAAGUUAAAUCAAGCAUCAAGGAAACAUUAUCAAUCCUAUUCGAUCAUCUGGAUUACCAUUCGUGCGCGUUGAAUAUUCAGCCUUGGAAGCUGUUAACUACAUUUCUCACUAAAGUUGAUCUCAGGUGUGAUGAAUGUUUGAAUUUAAUCUGGGAGGAAAGAAAGCUGUGGUGGCCAGAGUAUCAUUUUUCUGAAGAUAGCUUGGACAAGAUUGCUACACCGAGUAAAGAUCCGGCGAAAGAGGAGACAAACUUUCAUGUUAUUGCUUAUAAAGCUGCCGUUGCCAUCUGGAUUCUUGGGUCAGAUAAUAAAUAUACUGCUCGCGUCUAUUCAAUUAUGAAAUUACGGAACCUUAAAGAACUAUCUUGCAUGCUAGAAAAGUGUUUAGUAUUGCACAGGGAGGAUAACUAA
This is a messenger RNA of Trichoplax adhaerens, 1233 nucleotides long. RefSeq lists its product as uncharacterized. The transcript is spliced from 10 exons. The record is from RefSeq and is a predicted model, not a curated record. Gene Ontology annotation, biological process: transcription by RNA polymerase I. Gene Ontology annotation, cellular component: RNA polymerase I transcription regulator complex. NCBI's taxonomy places the organism in Eukaryota, Metazoa, Placozoa, Uniplacotomia, Trichoplacea, Trichoplacidae. Bases 1 to 1233 code for a protein of 410 amino acids.